GGAAGAAUCGAGGAUGCGUGUUUGCCAUAUGUGCAUUGAUCUCUUAGCGAUGUCGAUUGAACUCAAAGGAGGACGGACACAGCUGAAGAGGACGGAAGGAAAGCCAGAGUACGUCUUCUAUGAUGGACCACCGUUUGCCACAGGUCUGCCACAUUAUGGUCACAUUCUCGCGGGGACCAUCAAGGACAUCGUUACAAGGUACCAGACUACGACGGGGCAUCACGUGACGAGGCGGUUUGGUUGGGACUGCCAUGGUCUACCCGUUGAGUAUGAGAUUGACCAGAAGCUUAACAUCAAGACCAGGGAUGAUGUCCUUCAGAUGGGAAUUGACAAGUACAAUGAAGAAUGUCGGAGCAUCGUCAUGCGAUACUCUAAGGAAUGGGAGACUAUCAUCACCCGGAUGGGCCGAUGGAUCGACUUCAAGAACGACUAUAAGACUCUGGACCCCUCUUUCAUGGAGAGCAUUUGGUGGGUGUUCAAGCAGCUGUACGAGAAGGGCCUUGUUUACAGGGGUUUCAAGGUUAUGCCGUACAGUACGGGGUGUAACACAGCACUGUCGAACUUUGAGGCAGGGUUGAAUUAUAAGGACGUUUCAGAUCCAGCAAUUGUGGUGAGCUUCCCUGUAGUGGGGGAUGCGGAUGGUGCAGCUCUGCUGGCAUGGACAACUACGCCGUGGACUCUUCCGAGCAAUCUUGCUCUUUGUGUCAAUGCGAACUUCACAUAUCUCAAGGUCAAAGAGAAGCAUACCGGUGCAGUAUACAUCAUUGCGGAAUCACGAGUCUCACAACUUCCAGCAAGAAAGAAGCUGAAGUCCGGUACUGGAACAGAGAAUGGACCUGCGUCUACUGGAUUGGGACCCCAUGAACCAUCGGCCAAUGGCAAGAAGAGUGGAAAGAAAGGGUCCGCGGCUGGGAAGAAAGCUGGUGCAGCCGGGGGCAAGAAUGCUGCAGAACAGAAUGCCACUGGUGGAACAUCAGGGCUAGACUCUGAGGCGUAUGAUCUGCUUGGGAAGAUAAAAGGCAGCGAUCUUGUGGGCAAGAGGUAUCUGCCAAUUUUUGAUUACUUUGCUGAGCUGUCCGAAGCCGCAUUCCGGGUUCUUGCUGACAAUUAUGUAACAGACGACAGUGGUACCGGGAUUGUGCAUCAAGCACCUGCCUUUGGAGAGGAUGAUCACCGUGUCUGUUUGCGCGAGAAUGUCAUCCAAAAGGGGGAAGAUCUGCCAAACCCAGUGGACUUAAAUGGUCGCUUCACAGAGAAGGUGAAGGAUUUUGCUGGGAAGUAUGUGAAGGAUGCGGACAAGGAGAUUAUCGCUCACUUGAAGGCGAAGCAGCGGCUUGUCAGCUCGGGGAGUGUUGUUCAUCCUUACCCUUUCUGCUGGCGAUCGGAGACUCCACUGAUCUACAAGGCAGUCCCUAGCUGGUAUGAGAAGCGGUUUCAUAACUGGCUUGAGAACGCACGUGAUUGGGCAAUCAGCCGCAGUCGUUUCUGGGGAACACCGUUGCCGAUCUGGAUGAGUGAAGAUGGCAAGGAAAUUGUAGCUGUUGGGUCAGUGGAGGAGCUUGAGCGCCUGUCUGGUUUCAGAGCAACUGAUCUCCACCGCCACAAGAUCGACCAUGUGACGAUUCCUUCUUCCAGGGGUCCAGAGUUCGGUGUGCUGAGAAGGGUUGAGGAGGUGUUUGAUUGCUGGUUUGAGAGUGGCUCUAUGCCUUAUGGGUACAUUCAUUAUCCUUUUGAGAACCGGGAGCUCUUUGAAAAUAACUUUCCAGGUGAUUUUGUUGCAGAAGGUCUUGAUCAGACCCGCGGAUGGUUCUACACUCUCAUGGUUUUGUCUACUGCGUUAUUCGAUAAACCAGCAUUCAAGAAUCUGAUAUGCAAUGGCUUGGUGUUGGCAGAAGACGGCAAGAAGAUGAGCAAGAGGUUAAAGAAUUAUCCUCCACCUACAGAUGUAGUAAAUGAAUUUGGAGCGGAUGCACUGAGGUUGUACCUAAUCAACUCGCCCGUAGUUAGGGCAGAGACUCUGCGGUUCAAGAAGGAUGGUGUUUUUGCAGUGGUGAAAGAUGUUUUUCUUCCUUGGUACAAUGCCUACCGGUUUCUUGUUCAGAAUGCACUGCGGCUGCAAGCUGAAGGGUCGAGCCCUUUCAAGCCGUUUGAGAUGUCUGUGGUACAGACAUCUGUAAAUGUUCUUGACCGUUGGAUCAAUUCUUCAAGUCAGUCACUUGUACAGUUUGUUCGUGCGGAGAUGGAGGCUUACCGGCUUUUCACCGUUGUCCCAUUCCUUCUGGACUUCAUCGAGAAGCUGACAAACAUCUAUGUCAGACUGAACCGCAAGAGACUCAAGGGACGGACAGGCGAAGACGACUGCCGCAUGGCUCUCUCAGCAUUGUACCAUGUUUUGCUAACUUUGUGCAAGACAAUGGCGCCGUUCACACCAUUCUUCACGGAGUGCAUGUACCAGAACUUGAGCCGAGUCUUGGCCGAUGGUGCAGAAGAGAGCGUGCACUACUGCUCUUUCCCAGAGCCACAGAAACCAGCAGACCCACGCAUUGAACGAAGUGUACGGCGCAUGCAGACUGUGGUGGACCUUGCACGCACCAUUCGUGAGCGUCACAACCGGCCGUUGAAGACCCCCCUAAACACGUUGUUCAGUAACUACUGUGAAGGCGCCUGUGGAACCGGGGGGCAAUUUGGCCUGCCUUGGAGCGACCAGUAUGUGUUAGAAGAAAUGAAUGUUCGGUCGAUCGUCCCAUGUUCCGAUCUUCUCAAGUAUGCAAACUUGCGCGCGCAGCCAGAAUACAGUAUAUUGGGGGAAAGGUUGGGCAGGUCCAUGGGAGAGGUUGCCAAGCGAGUGAAGUCGAUGAGCCUAGCUGAAAUUUUGGAGUAUGAGAAGACAGGAUUUUUUGAUGCUGCAGGGCAUCGGCUUGGUGCAGGAGACAUCAAGGUCAUCAGGGAUUUCAAGCUGCCAGCAGACAUUGCAGUAGGAGAGCUUGAUGCAGCUAGCGAUGGCGAUGCACUUGUUGUACUCGACUUGAGGUCUGAUGGUAGUUUGGCAGAUGCUGGGACUGCUAGAGAGAUUGUGAAUAGGAUACAGAAGCUCAGAAAAAAGGCCGGACUUGAACCAUCAGACGUGGUGGAGGUUUUCUACGAGAUCUUAGAUGCAUCCGAGGACUCAGACCCCACAGCAUUGAAGAGAGUGGUUGUCAGCCAGGAGGAAUAUAUUGCAGACGCAUUGGGGUCACCUUUCAUGCCAUUCACUGUCUGUCCUGCUGAUGAGGUUAUCAUUGCAGAUCAAUUGUUCAAGGGAGUUGCUGGUGGAUCUUUCAAAAUCAUUCUAACAAGGCCUUCCCCUGCGUUUGACGAUAAGGCGAUGCUGAAGGCUUGUGGAGGAAAUGCGGAGCAUGCGAUCAGACUGCAGACAUGGAUUUUGUCGAGGGAUCUGACAACGCUGAGAGUAGAGUUGUCAAACAACAAGGGAAAGGUACAUGUGAACAUCGAUGGGCAGCCGCCCUACGACGUGAAGGUGGACCGGGAGUUUUUCUUGUCUACGGGAGACAAGUACAGAGCAACCAAGAUCUGAUCUCUCUGCCUCUCUGCCCACCUGCCUCUCUCUCUCUCUCUCUCUCUCUCUCUCUCUCUCUCUCUCUCUCUCUCUCUCUCUCUCUCUCC
Messenger RNA from Chara braunii, 3663 nucleotides. NCBI's taxonomy places the organism in Eukaryota, Viridiplantae, Streptophyta, Charophyceae, Charales, Characeae. The record is from the annotation of a GenBank genome assembly.